UCAACCAAAAUUUCUAUCCUGGUAACAACUUGUCCUCAGCAACUGCAGUGAGUGUCGUCUUCCUGUGCGGACGAGGGCGAUCAUGACCUAGACCCAGACGAGCAAUAUGAGGAGGCCAUGCGACUGAUGGGCCACGCACCGCUGCCGCCUGACGUUGCGCCGCAUGUUCUGAUCAACAACAAUUCAUCUGCUUCUACUGCGACCACUGAAGAUGCUGUUGAGAGUAGUGUCAUGGCAUUUGCAAGACCACCAGCACAGGAAGGAACACUCCCGGGAGCUGCAUUCAGCACGACGACUUCAGGAUCGAUGACUAGAGUGAACGCUCUUUCGAGCAGUCCGGCGGUUGACGCAAAUUUUAUCGCGCCGUCCCCGUUGGCGCAACCAGGUGUGGCCCGCUCCGCCAACAAUCAAGAGUACUACCACCAGGCUGCGAUUUCUGCGUUUGAAAGGGGAUAUCAACAGGCAGCAGAGUAUGAAAUGAGAACUACACAGCAAAUUUAGCCGCGUAUAUUGUACUUCUGCACGACCUUGACGUAUAUCAACUGGUCUCGAUAAACUACAGGGAUUCCCUUUAGCCUCAACACAACUUGCAUGCUUGUUCAGUUCUGUGGGGAAGUCUUUAUAAGUAAACAAUUCACGUGCUCUGCAUUUGUUCAUGCGUCGUGUUGCACAAGCUGAUGUACGGUGGCAGAUUUGUAUUGCAUAAACAGCAGGCGAUGAUGCUCGCGGCUGGACAAAACAAGGACGGACAAAAUAUAAACCAGCAGCAAAAUGCAUCAACUUUCGUCAACGCAGCAUCUUCUUCCGGACCUUCCUCUUCUUCCCCGGGUCUUGCAAUCAUGAAUCAGCAGCAAUUGUAUUGCGGCGCUAGUAGCACUACUUCUAACUACGGCACGUCCGCGUACCCCACCAGCAUGAACAACAAGAACGGCGGAGCAUCUUCUAGCGGAGAAAGCUUUGCGUACGCGGGCGAACAAAUAAACCAUGGUGCCGGACGACUAUCAGGAGCAGAAGCAGUGCACGAAAAAACUCAAGGCAAUAUUAGCACGACCUCUUCGCCCAGUAAUAGCGACUGGAUGAUGUAUAGUGCAGGGUUAUACAGCUGCAAUGGUUUCAGUGUUCAGGAGAACCGAAAGCCUGCGUGCUGCUUUGCAGCAUUGUGUUCCGAUUUACGUGUAAACUGUAAACUUACUACGACCACACAAAUCUCCAAGUUUUGGUUGCUGUGAAUGACAAGUUUCCCUCUGCAGUACACUUUUGGUUGGCAAGGGAAGCCGCAUGAGAAAGCCAUUUAUUUGUCAUUCUGUUUACAGCAUUACAAAUUCCAAAACACGAUUGGCAAUGCCUCUCGUGGAGCUGCGCAUUACAACAAAUCGAUUCCUGUCAUUGCGCAUGUGCAUGACAACUCUGGGCAGGUGGGGACGUUUUUACCCAGGAUAUAUCGGGGAGCAACAUUCAACCGAGGCCGAGGCCUCCAUCAACGAUCACCCGCUCUUGGUUUUCAAGCAGCCACUGAAAAAAGUCCAUGUCAUAUCCAAGAAAAAAAAACAUUGUAGGAGUCGAGUGAUUACAACGUCGAGCAAGGUGGAGGUCAUGGUCAACAUCAUGCUGCUGGUGAUCACCACCACCAACAAGGUCGAGCGAGCACGAGUACUGGUCUUCAACCGCGAUUACACAACCCCGCCGACACAGCGCCGCGCAGGGACCACACGAGGAAUAGCGGUACUGGUCUUGUACCGCGCCUCUGGACCGAGACGCGCAUGGCUGCGCGCACCAGCGAGGACCACCUAAAAGCCGAAUUUGGAGAUUUCUACAUCAUGCAGCUGGCUGACUUACUGGAAAAGGGUGGCGAAUGUGUGGCACGGUCCGCAGCGGGAGCCGUGAUGAAGCUCGGCUUGGGGGGCUUGGACGCGAAUAUUGUCACUGCCUACGCGCUAUGCAUUGCAAAUAUGUCUGGGUCUGGAAGGGUCCCAACUUGUCAUGUUGUCUUUAGAUUCUAAAAAAAAUUGUAUAGCAUGAUGAAGAGCAAGAGGAAGAGGACUCCAGCUGUUGCCAUACGGACGAGACGGCAUUUCUCAUGCGGAAUAGGCAUCAGGAAGCCGUCAAAAAACCUGUGAUGCUAGGGCAUGCAUCACAGACAUCAUGGGUCAGGCAAAAUGUGCAAGACAAACGCUCCACUCUUCCAGACCCAGACGUAUUUGCAGUUGAUACGCGCGAAUAAUUGGGGCAGAAUUGGGCUUAACGGCGACAGAGGCUUUCGUCAAAGUCUUCUGGGGCUUGCUCUGUGCCAAAAUGCACCGCCAUGAGUGUCUCAAACACCUAAACAAUUUGCACCACGACCACAAGAAGCCCCUAAUGGACGUGCUCAAAAAACUGCUGAAGGGCGAGAAGCUGACCGACGAAGACACGAAGAAACUCGACCACGUUCACAAGACUGCGCUCCAGGACGCGGCUUUGUCAUCCAUUGGCGGACUCGUCGCAAAAGAAAUCGUUGAGGCGGAGGGUCUAUCAAAUGCAAAAAUGUGUGGGUCUGGAAGAAUGCAAGUUUGUUAUGCUUGUCUGGCAUGACUCGAGAAUCAAUCUGCGUUGCCUAGGAACGAAAAGGCCCUCUUACCUGUCAUACAAAAACGCAGUUUUGCCAUUCGGAAUGCGUAUAGACAUGGCAGCCAAGAAAUUUGUAAUGCAUAGCUGCGUAUUGCAGUGCGUCAGUCAUUCACUCUUAGCAUUACAAGUUUCCAGACCCAGACAUAUUUGCAAUCCAUAGGAUCUGGCAGAGGAAACGUAUAAAUUACUAGUGAAAUUCGUACACCACAUGGUCGGGGACGGGGAGCAUAAGCAUUCCUUCCUGCAGCACAUGGUGCACGAGAACAAACACACGCACAUGGGGGAAACAUUUCAAAUGUUUAAGCUAUUCAUGCACAGCACUACCGUCGAGAAGUUCGUCGAGACAGCUCUGAAGAAGAUGAAAGACGCCAUGGCUUUUUGCUGUACUGGACGCGGCCGCAGGUCCACCAGCUAAGGCACGUUAUUACAGCACACGAGGUACAUCAGAUAAUUUUCAUUUAGGCCUCGAUUUAGGGUGUGAAAAACAAGAAGACCUAGUACAGUAGUACUAGUUUACUAGAAGAAGUCUUUGUGGUGCAGGUAGUACUUCUCAUGAUGAUCAGCGAUGCUUGGAGCACCCUGCGACAAGAUCGAAGCUCACACUCUUACUGGAAGACAAAUUUUACUACUUACAGUUUUUGUUUCCACGCAUUCAUCUAGUACUAGGCUUCAUCUCCUAUCAUUCGCAUUUUUACUCUCCCUCACUCGUAUUUGGAUUUCAACUCAUUUGUCAUUUCGCUUACUAGGCUUAGAAAUAGAAUUGAGCGCAGCAAGACGCGUAGACAGCUAGAUCAUUCAUUUCAUCUCAAAAAGUUCUCAGGUACCCAGACAAGAGCGCCGGCCGAUAGCAGUCUUUGUUUCAAAACUUUCAAAAUUUUCUUUUCCAAUUCCGAAAAUUCAAAGUCGCAAAAAUUCCUGAUGCUAAACUAGAUAGAGCAGAUGACUCAAGAUCAGCAGCAAGGAUCAACAAAACUUGCUUGGCUUUCAGCUUGCGAAGAUGAAUCGGAAGCGCCUAGAAUCUUAGGGAUUUAGGGCUUUGGAAAUUCUUGCAGUCGAUGAAAGCAGGCAAAAGGGCAGCGAUAGCGACAGCAAAGCAACCGCAAAAAUAGCGAAAGGCUUCGAACUGUUUGGAUCAGCUAGGUGAAGCGCAUGGCUAGCGUGCAAAGCCCCAGGGCUUAGGCCUGCACGUAUCUGGAAACGCGGCCUGAUCCCGAGUCGAGUGAUUACAACGUCGAGCAAGGAGGUCAACAUCAUGCUGAAAAGGGAAAUCACGACUAUGCCCGAGUUUCCGAAAGAAAUGAGGGAUGACUACGUGGAGGAAGAGAGCCAAGAUUUUUGUUUUGAGGAUCAGGAAGACGGGGGAGGUGUAAUUCUUGGCGACAGUAUUCUUGCAAGCACUUCCAGCAGCAUCGCAGGCGAUACUAGCAUGAUCACCGGUGAAGAGCUAAAUACAACAGGCCAGCAGGCCGAAGCGCACCAGGCCAGAGCCACAACCGACACAACCAUGACUACAGAUAGUACUAAACCCGUUCGAGAUAAUGAUAAGAUCAAACUCUUCCCGCAACCAAACUCCAAGUACUCUCACUCGCAACGACUCCGGCAGAACCGAAGAGCAGCGAACAAUAUGCAUUCAGCAAAAGCAUCGUAAUCGUACUUCUAAUUACAGAUAUGCGUGACAAACCUCCUCCUUGUACCUGAAACAGCAACACAAAUCAUAUUUGCCACGCUAAGCAGGAGCUACUACUUUGUAUUUCAAUUACCACUAGAAGUGCGAUGCUUCUCCACUGCAUAAACAAACGCCCCGACGCCUACGAGUCCUUUGAAUUGAAGGAGAAGCUUUACUACCCCAUGUAGAUCUGCAGAAAACCAAAUCUGCAUGAAUUGAAGGAGAAGUCGAUCUGCAGAAAACCAAAUCUGAGAAGGAACGAGACGACUGGCGAGAGGCUAUUGAGAAAUGGCGGAAUGUUGGUAGUGCAACUACUUGCGCCGGCGAGGACGAGGAGAAGAAAAAUCAAAACCAAAAGCCUCCCACGUUACCACUCCAUUUGACUGCCGUUACCGCCGGAAAUAGUAGUACUGCAGCUGCGAAGAUGUUGGGGACACCAAAGCAGGGAGGUGGUCUGAUGUUGCAAGAGUCGACGUACAACACGUACUGGAGCAAUAAUGAUUUCAACCAAAAUUUCUAUCCUGGUAACAACUUGUCCUCAGCAACUGCAGUGUCGUCUUCCUGUGCGGACGAGGGCGAUCAUGACCUAGACCCAGACGAGCAAUAUGAGGAGGCCAUGCGACUGAUGGGCCACGCAAGUCUUUGUGGUGCAGGUAGUACUUCUCCCAUCAUCACACCCAUACGGUGUUUGUUUGUUUGUAGUUGAAGGUCAUGUGGAACCGUUUGGAAAUUUGUGUUUCCCCUCACAUGAUUAGCGCUAUUUCAAGAAAAAGGACAACUUGGCAGAGCUGCUUUGGCCUCUGCCUCAGAAAAAGGAGCUGUUGCUUGGAGCGAGAGCUUAACUUGAUAACCUGCUGUAAAACUGAAAAAGUUAGAAGUGUCGAAAGCUAAAAGUCUGUUGCUGCAAGUAAAAAGUUGCUGUUGAAAAGUUAAAAAGUGCGUCGUAAGUCAAAAACGAGUUUUUCAGAAAAGUUGACUCCGAGGAAAGAAAGCCUUAAUCUACAGUCUUUUUGUUGUCAAAAGCUACCUGGUUUUCUAAAAGUUGCUGCCUGUCCGAAAAAGUUAAAACGUCUGCUUGGGUUGUUUAAAAAAGUGAUCCGCUACCUUGUAGGAACUGUUUUUUUUUUUGUGUGUUUCUGUACUUUUUGUUGCUUUCCACCUCUUGCUUUUCUUACGCUGCAGUGCCUCGCGGGCCUGUCUUACGCUUACUAGCUUUCCUGAAGUUGAAAGUGAGUUUUUACUGCUUGCUGAAAAAAAAAAAAAUUUGAAACGUGAGUUUUUACUGCUUGCCGAAAAAGAAGAGCUGACUUCUAUUGGGCUUCGACGUAGCACUGUACUGCUUUGCGACCUUUGCGCGCCUCCAGGAUAACCUCUAUCACCCCGCGCGGUAGCCAGUCCAUCGGUGUGCUUGGUGGCUGUCCACCUCGUCAGACCACCGGUGUGCCAAAGGGGUCAAUCCGCCUGAAAAUCACUACUGCCCGCGGCCCGAUCAGGGUUGCCGGCCCUGAACGACUAUGCGGCCGGGUGUAGAUCCCUGUCCUUUCUCGGUAGAUACUCCUUUUGGUGGUGGCGUCGUGCAGGUGGGUUAGGUAUGUGGCUGCGUGCUUGCUCGCCGCGCCAGGGGGUAUUUUUUCCGUCCUCCCCUUUUUGGUGUCGUUGCCUGAUAUCACCACGUCCUUAGCCCUAGUCAGGUUGCCGACCCGACUAGACUAUGUCGGCAAGGCGUAGGUCACUCGUCGUAGGCUUUGUAGUUGGAAGGCUGGUUUUUUGCGCCCCCUGUGGCGCGCGGGCUUUCUGUGGCGUGGUGUUUUCGUGCCUGGCCGCUACGCAGCGUAGUAGCUGCCGGGGUCGCUCGCCCACCAUAGGUGGCGGACUGCGGGGAAGGAUCCGAUCAACGGCGCCAGUAGUGUGUUGGCCUCCAGUAGCGCGCUGGCCGUUUGGUUGGGCUUUAGUUUACAGUCGUCGGUCGUUUCGACCCCCCACCACCUCAAAAACACGCUCGUAACCGGGCACGUCUCUACCACGUGCUUGGUUGCCGUUUUCCCACCGUUGCAGAGGACACAACUGAAGUCUUUGUGGUGCAGGUAGUACUUCUCCCAUCAUCACACCCAUACUUAGACGUUUUGCGAGCUCGAGCUGUGGAUGUCCGAAAUCGACGUUUUGACUUACGAGGUGGGGCCAGAGGGCGACAACCCCAUCUACCAAGCUUCGUCUGCUGGAAGCUGAUCGUUUGUCUUCAGAACUCUCUCUUAACUAGCUUAUUCAAACCGCCAUUUUUGACAUAACCAAAUAGCUAACACAAAAAUAAAUACAUUCGCAUUCGAGAAUUGAAAAGUAUUUUCUUACCUGAAAAUCAAAAUAAUUUUUUGUUCAGCUCCUGCAAAAUUUUGAAAAUUUGAAUUUUGUGAUUGUGAUGGUGUUUUUUUCUUCGAUAUUUUAAGUACAGACAUACAAUCUUUUACUUUUUUAGCAGGAAAAACAAAACUUGUAAAUGAAUGCGGACUUGUUCUUACCUUAGGAAGCAAUGGAUACCUACGUCAUUAUCAUGCAGAGCUGCAAUUAGUACGACGAGUGCGAUUUGCUUUUGCAGUGGAUGCGUCUCCUGUAGCGGCAAUGUCACCGACAUCUCCACCCCGUCCUUCGUCGUUCCCCCGUGGAAAAUACUGGUCCAGCACAGUUUGAGGCUGCAAGGGCUGGUGGACAAUCUGGAUGCGUUCGUCCACACGGAGAUCGGAAAAAGUAACCUGGACCAGCAAAGCGAGACGCUGGCGUUGUUACUUCCGGAGAGAUGGGGCCUGACCGCGUACGAUGCCGAUCUAGCGCUGCGCACGCGACGAGUGACCGGGCGCUGGGCCCCAUUUUUGAAAAACCUUUACUGCCCACCUGGUCGGUUGCAAGCGUUCCAAGACCGCGAUCGCAAUCAGGACUUGUUGCUGGACAAGGCGGAGCAGGUCGAGUGGGGGUGCCCCGUUUCGGCGGACACCAACAAGGAUGGGUUUCUGGACGGUAUCGAAUGGGGGAAGCACUGCGACCGGGAAAACGAAAUAAAGGGAAGUGGGCCAGCGAAGGACCACGACGUUGCUGCAACUAUACCGGGAAGUUCUAUUGCUUCACAGGCUACACCAAAUACCACUGCUACACGCGGGAGCCGUCGUGAUUAUGAUGUGAACUACGACGAGAACACCGACAGCGGUUUAUCCUGAAGAAAAACAUGCCCACCCCAUAGGUGUCAUGCAAAUCCGCAAGCCUAAAAUCAAAUGUCUCUCAUGAUGAUGAUCAUGAUGAUGAUGCGCAGCCCCAUGACAGCCAUUUGCUAUCUAAUGCUACCGCGGAGUUUCUUGUAAUGCUGGAAUCAGGAUAAGAUAGUCAAUUUGUCUUCAUGCUUUUGCACUAGCUAAACUAACUAUUAGACUACAAGCCCAAGCUUGUCAUGUUCGGCAGCUGAAACUUGGAGAUUUGUAUUGCAGAUUUGCCAGCAACUUGACUAUAGGGUGGGGACGUUGUUGCUCAGGAUACGGCCUGCUGGACGCCAUCACUCGAUUCGCGUUUGGGUUGGACGACAGUUUUAUGCAUUGCAAAUAUGUCUGGGUCUAAAAGGAUGCGAACUUGUGAUGCACGUUGCGGCGGGAUUAUACAAAAAUCUGUGUUGCGUGACUUGCAAAAGGUGCUCACUUCUGGUCAUGCUGAGAGGGCAUCUCUCAUGCAGAACUGGCAUCACAAAGGGGCUGCAGAUCCUGUGACGCUAAGCCCUGCAUUCCAAACGAAACUUGGCGGGGCCGCUUGGAAAAACUGCAUGACAAAUCUCAGAGUCUUCCAGACCCAGACAUAUUUGCACUGGAUAAGUUUCCACGGGAAGCUGGCCGACUUUCUCCCACGGUCGAGCGAUGCUAGUAGUCUGACCGGUAAAAAUUUGCGAAUGAUGAUCCGCUAUGCAUUGCAAAAGUAUAAUCGCACUAGCAUACAAUGCAUUACGAAUAAUUGGCUUCGCAUUGUUGAUUUACAAAAAAUAUACAUUUGUCGUGUGGAUUCGCCUUAAAAAGGAAAAUUGUAUAAAAGCACUGAAUUAGUACGAGUGCGAUGCUUUUGCACUGAAUAUCUGCGACAUUUCCGUGCGAGGCAACAACCAAGACGCCCUGCGGAGCCUGCGGUGGCAGGGUGGAUUUUUACGGCGGCACUUCCUGCGUGAGUACCAAAUAACACCCCACGGCAUGCGGAUCGCGCUUCAAAUGUGGGACCGUACGCGGUCGUGCUCGUGGCGCAGCUUUCUGGUCCUCUACUAUCAGAAGGGAAGAUGAUCCCCCCUCCCCAUAUCAAAAGGAAGUUUCUGAUGCUGGAUUUGCGUACACAAAUCAGAUUUGUCUUGCAGAAAGUGCUUGGCGGGAUUUUCUUGGCCGUUUUGCGUAUGCAGAAGGCUAGCAAUUACGCAUGGCAAUAAACAGAUUUCAUCUUCUUGUAGUAGUCGAAAGCGCGCGACAGACUGGCUGUCGAAUGCGCCACAUGGCUCCUAUGAUUACUUACCCUAUAGGCAAGACAAACAUGAUCUGUGGCCACAAAUCAGCAUCAGAAGUUUCCACUUUAACAUGGGGACGAGGGGGGAUUUUUCAUGUUGAUGUCUACGCAACGGGCCUGCUCCCAGCGUUCGAGCUCCUGGACGCCAACGGGAACCUCCUUCUGGACAAGGCAGAGAUCGUAUGACGACUGUGCACAACUCCCCCUCCCCCGCGUGUGUCAUCCAAAAUACAAAAUCCACCCUCUGCCUGUUGGCACUUCCUCGCCCACCCCCCGGGGAGGGGAUCCUUGACCUGUGGCGCUGGCUGCGGGUGUCCACUACAUGAUGAUGAUGGCACUUUUGGCAGCCCAAACAGCACGUACUAUCCUGGGCGAAUUUGUCAUGCAAAUAAGUAGUAGCCCCGCAUUGAUUCUUUUUCUACUUGCCGAAGUUUGUAUUGCUGUUUGUCGUGAUGUGAUACAUGAUCCGAGAGGGAACACGAGGGGGGGAGGUACUUACACUCUGAUAGAUGGAGGCGAGGAGCGGAUCCGGAUCCCCCUGCCAGAACUUGCUGCGGGCAGAAGUUUUCCGCAGCGGCCAGGCAGAUGCGCUGGAUUGGCUCGAGUAC
Amoebophrya sp. A120 is the source of this 9387-nucleotide messenger RNA. The record is from the annotation of a GenBank genome assembly. NCBI's taxonomy places the organism in Eukaryota, Dinophyceae, Syndiniales, Amoebophryaceae.